Messenger RNA from Pseudogymnoascus destructans, 2837 nucleotides. RefSeq lists its product as uncharacterized. Lineage: Eukaryota; Fungi; Ascomycota; Leotiomycetes; Thelebolales; Thelebolaceae. Gene Ontology annotation, biological process: secondary metabolite biosynthetic process. The record is from RefSeq and is a predicted model, not a curated record. The coding region runs from base 1319 to 2683 and encodes 454 amino acids. The transcript has 3 exons. Gene Ontology annotation, molecular function: FAD binding.
GUGGAUUGAUUCAAGUCUAUUUCUCGUACUUCAAUUGAUAGAUCCCCCUCUCUGCAUGUAAUAUCCUCUCCCUCAACGAAGUAGGUACCAACCACGAGAGAAUACUAGCUCUACCCGCCUCACCGCCGCGCCAAAUCUGCCCGCGGCGUCCUGAUAGCGUGUCCUUCACAAGGCUGCGCGCAGUGAUGUCGACGGGCUCGUUAAAGGGUGCUUGCAUUUCGCCUCUCGAUUGUUUCUUGAUGGUCUCCUCAAUAGACUUGUAGUACGAGUCCGGCGGCAGAGAGACCUCGUGGCCGUCGUAGAGCUGCGUACCCAUCGCGCCGACCAUGGCUGUUACAACUCGCACGCCUAAUGGUGCCAGUUCCAUUUUGAGCGUUUCUGAAACAAAAGUCGUGGCGGCUUUCGAGCUAUUAUAUAAUCCUGUGUGUCAUGUGUGAGAGAGAGAAUGAUGAGCGGCGCGAAGAAGGGAAUGGGGAAAAAGAAAAAAAUAAGAAAAGGAGGGCACACGUACCUUGCCAAGCUAGUGGCACUGCACCAGCAAUGGACGAGAUGUUCAGGAUGACGCCCUUGGAGUCGAUGAGGAGAGGUGCAAAAGCUUGAGUCAUAGCCAAAGGUCCCCACACAUUGACAUCGUAAGCGUUCUUGCCAUCCUCAAUAGAGGCAUGGACGAGCGGCCCAAAUAUAGCGGCACCAGCGUUGUUAACCAGAAUGUCAAGUUUGUCGCCAGUCGCGCUGCGCACCUGCGCUAGGCAUGACGAGAUCGAGUCGGCCGAGGUCACGUCAAGUGUGAGGAUGUCGAUGUCUCUCUCAUCGACGAGGGCGCCGGCUGUGUUGGCGUUGCGCACCGUUGCCAGCACGUGGAAGCCUUGAUCGCGAAAGGCUUUGGCGAGGGCAAAACCGAGGCCUCCGGUACUGCAGCCGGUAACGAGGGCAUACUUCACUGUUGCCAUUUUAUUUCUGGAUCAUUCCGCGGGAAAACGAGGCGGUUGGCGGCCAGCACGCACUAGAGGAAAACAAAGGGCUUUUGUUGCAAAUAAUUAAUCGGCAAAGGUACAGGACUAUCAUGUCCAAAAUAUCAUUGGUUUAAUGUGGAGUUGGGGAGCGCAUUGGCAAAGUUCCUGUGGAGGACCAAAGGAGUUUCAAAACUCCGGGGGAAGGGUGCCACUUCCCGCUGGAGGCAUCAGCUUCAGGAACACAUCUUCAUCCGUCUGACUUCUCGCAAGAACAACGCCGGUCAGAUCGCCCGCAAGGCCGCAUUAUAGAGAUAUAAAUAAGGCAUUUAACAUCGAGCGCACGUCUACAGCCUUCGAUCUGCAAAAUGGCGACAGCUACAGCACAGCCUACGAACGAUGUCCAUUCUUAUGAAGAGCAAAGGGAUGGCUACGCUGCCGCCAGCUCCUCGCUCGACAUUGCGGUGGUGGGAGCCGGUAUCAUCGGCGUGGCGACAGCUCUCGGGUUACUGCACGCAGGCCAUAAAGUGACCAUUUACGAGAAGGCAAACGACUACUCUGAAGUGGGCGCCGCGAUGGCGUUUACGGGUGUAGCGCGAGAAUGCAUGCAGAGACUGAAUCCGGCAUUGCUCGAAGCCCUUCAGCGUGUUGGAGAGGCCAACCGUCACGCGAUGAAUCGCUACUGGGACGGUUUCAACCCGGCCAGUAAGGAGGCGGCUCAGUCGGCGGAAUUCCUGCUCUUUCAGCAGUCGGCGCGCGAGUUGGACUACAAAGGGUGCCUUCGCUCCGUCUACCUCCGCGAGAUGGCCAAGUCGUUGCCCGACGGAGUCAUCAGGUUUGGGAAAUUCCUAGAGAGCUACUCGGAGAACGCCGAAGGCGUCCAGCUUAGAUUCGCUGAUGGCAGCAUCGCUCAGGCAGAUGCAGUAAUCGCAUGCGACGGAAUCCACUCAACAGCGCGGCGACUCUUGCUAGGCGAAGACAACCCAGCGUCGCACCCUAGCUUCACCCACAAGGUUGCCUACCGCGCCAUAAUCCCCAUCGCCGACGCUGUCGCCGCUCUGGGUGAUGACAAGGCGAACAACCAGUGCGCGCACAUGGGUCCGGAUGCCCAUAUGCUUUCCUUCCCCGUUGCUCAAUGGACGCUAUCAAACGUAUUUAUCUUCGUGCACGACCCGAAGCCGUGGCCAGAUCCACACAAGAUGACUCGGGAGGUGAGCAAGUCUGAACUGGCCCCAGCGCUCAGCAAAUGGGCCCCACAUAUCCGAGACCUAGUAGAAAGGAUGCCCGACCAAGUGUUCGCAUGGGCCAUUUUCGACAUGGCCGACAAUCCCGCCGACACGUACGCGCGUGGGCGUGUUUGCCUCGCCGGCGACGCUGCCCAUGCUAGCAGCCCCUUCCACGGUGCUGGCGCGUGCAUGGGCGUCGAAGACGCACUGGUGCUGGUCUCUGUGCUGGAAACGGCCUUGUCCAAAGCGGGCGGGCUCAGCAAGAUUAAAGCCGUAUCCGCAGCGUUGCAAGCGUACAGUACUGUCCGCCUUGAGCGCUCGCAGUGGCUAGUUCGCAGCUCGCGGGAGAUGGGUGACAUUUACGAGUGGAGACAUCCGGCCACAGGAAGCGAUCCCGCUAAGAUCAAGGCCGACAUCGAGAGCCGUUCGAAAAACCUCUGGGAUUUCGAUGUUGGGCGAAUGGUGGCCGAAGCGAAGGGAGAGUGUGAGAGGAUGCUUAAACAAUAACUACUGUUACCCAAUACUUUGGGGCUAGUAAUAAAUACUCCAAAGUGAAGCUGAUGAUAUUGUAUUGGGUAUAAUGAAACGCUAUACUGGAAAUCAAUAUUCCCACGCUCUCUCUUAGCAGAUGUAUUAGAAAUUGAUUGAUUGAUUGAUUUAC